Molecule: messenger RNA, 756 nt
Organism: Dioszegia hungarica
Lineage: Eukaryota; Fungi; Basidiomycota; Tremellomycetes; Tremellales; Bulleribasidiaceae
Exons: 7
Coding region: 1-756 (251 amino acids)
Source: RefSeq, a predicted model, not a curated record
AUGACAACGGCUCCCACCACCUCUUCGGCGCCGGCAAUUACUGUCAGUGCUACGGCUCAAGAGGUCGACGCAGGCGGGUCUGCCAAUGUGUUGUUCAACAGAGAGGCAUAUCAGGCUUGCCUGAAAGUCGCAGAGGACCUGGUGAAAAGGCAUAUGGCUCAGUACGACCCUUCACACGACUGGGCACACGUCGAGCGAGUCCGCAAUACCGCCGUACGGAUCGCUGCUGGACUUCCUGGCGUCGAUAUGAAGGUAGUGGAGCUUGCUGCUUUGUUCCACGACGUGGCAGCCAAAUAUACCUCAUCCUCCACACUCAGAGACACCCUUGCUCCCUUUCUCAAUCACCCCCUCACAGCUGCCUCCCUCACCCACGCUCAAGUCUUCAACAUCCUCGAUAUCGUCCCCUGCGUCUCCUGGACGGCCGAAAAGACUCUCCGGGCCAAGAACGAGUGGACAGAACGCCAUGGCGCCUGGCUCGAGCUGCACGCUGUACAGGAUGCGGACAGGCUGGAUGCUAUAGGCGCAAUAGGGAUCAUGAGGUGCUCGGCUUUUGGGGCGGUCAAGGGGAGGCUUUUGGUGGAUGAUGGGGAAGGAGAGGGGUCAUCCGAGGCGCAUUUCGAGGAGAAGCUGUUCCUGAUCAAGGAUAGGAUGAAGACCGACUUCGGGAAGGCCGAAGCUGAGAGGCGGCAUUCGACUAUGAAAGCUUGGAUGGAGGCUCUGCAGGCAGAAAAACAGGUCUGCACGACGAUGGAGUAA